GAUUUUCUCCGUUUUUCAAUCUUGUCUCACAAAAAGAAAAAUAGAACAUCGAAAACAGUCACAGUGGAUACUAACGAAUGACAAUACCAGCAACAAUGCCAGCAACAGAAAGAAUGGUGCGGAGAGGAGGUGUUAGUUUUCAAGACACAGCGGAUGAAACGGACGGGGACGUCAGAAACGACAAUCAAUCGAGCCCGUCCGAAGGAAACAAUGCAACAAACCGCUCUCUCACUGCAUCACUGCCGCGCCGGGAACCGUCGACGUCGGCAACAGCUCUGUCGCACCUACAGAAACGCUGGCCUGGGAAAAUUGGAAACAGCAGGCACCUCGAAGUCCGACCGAUGUCCUUCGACGCCAUCCUGUCCGGUGGCAGCAGAAUCGUCGUUCCGAUGUUCCAGAGGCGCUACUGCUGGACCCAUUCCCAGAUCGAGCGGUGGUGGAAAGACGUGUCCGAACGCCGAUCCGAGGAACACCGAACAGGCAAGACCAUGUUCAAAAAGGUUCAAAACACAGCGGAAAAUGAAACAACGUUGUUGUGCAUCGACGGGCAGCAACGCCUGACCACCACCACCAUAUUCUUGAUGGCACUGAGAGCGGAAGCCCGAAAACACGGCAAGGCAAGCGCGAGUGCGAGCAGCAGUGCACUAGUCCAAGCGAUUGAUGCCGCGCUGUUUGUAGACGCAGAAGCGGUGCAGGGCGUGAAACGAUGGGCAAAGUAUCACGCGUUCCAUCUGGUGCGGAACAACAGCAGUAGUAGCAGCAGCAGCAACAACAACAACCCGGGGGACGGUGCUCACUCUUUCGUAAUGCCGUCGUUUCCGCCGGGCUGGCUUCCGCCUUUCGCACCGAUGCUCACACCCUCGUACAUCGAUCGUUCCGCCUACUUUCAGUUGCUCUGCACAGACUAUGUCCGGGAGGCACUGGAAGAAAGACUCGCCGAGACGGGCCAGACCAUCGAACUAAGCUUCGAUUCCGAUUGCCGGGCAUCGAUCCAGCACACGGCGUUUGCGAUAUUUGCCGAACAGCUUCACCACUUUGCUGCGUCGAUCGCACGACAAACCCCAGUGCUUUCUUCCCUACAGAGAUUGUAUAAAAAGCAGGUGGGAGGGUUUUCCCUCAUGUACAUUGAGCUACUGACGGACGACAACGUCCAGCAAAUUUUCUUGUGGAUGCAGGAAAAGUCUGUUUUUGGCAUGGGAGCACUGUUGCUAAAUGACAGCCCCGGUGUCGAUUUCACCCACGUGGACCUGGCCCGGAAUCUGAUUCUAUCGAGCGGCAUGAAUGAGCCAUUGGAGGCGCAGGUUCGGUUUUACAAUACCUUUUGGAUCGAUACCCUGGAGAAACGAUUUGGUACACUAGGCGUCAGAAGUAUUCUAGAUCGUUUGGUGCGACCGGUACUCAUGGGGAAAGCAACACGGCACAUUGGGGAUAUGGAACAGCAAGUGGAGAAAUACAAGGAAGCUACACCCGCCCACAUGCGGCAUUCGUUUGCGGACAACAAACCCAUGAUGGUCUACGCCCGAUUUCACUCCCAUGUUCAACAAAGGGCAAUAGAAAUGGAAGAUGGAGAUCCGAACGCUAUCACGCUAGAAGUUGCCAAGUCAAUAAUAGAGGAAAUGGUCACUAUCGGGAACAGCAUGGAAAACAUAAAAUCAUAGAAAUAACGCGUUGAUUGUAUA
Messenger RNA from Pseudo-nitzschia multistriata, 1679 nucleotides. NCBI's taxonomy places the organism in Eukaryota, Bacillariophyta, Bacillariophyceae, Bacillariales, Bacillariaceae. The record is from the annotation of a GenBank genome assembly.